CUCAGCAGCGGAAGUGACAUUCCUCCGUAGAGGUCGGCGGAAAGAAGACGGCCGGCAGCACUUUCAUUCUGACUUUUCCUCGCACUUUUUGAUGUUUUUACCCAACACGGAAGAAACCCAUCGUUCACUGAAUAAGAUGGAAAGCUCUUCAUGAUCCAGUCAACUUCAGCCCCGAUUUAAUCGCUGGAUGCAAAUAAUACACCGAAAUGUCUGCGGAGGCCAGUACGCAGGACGGUAACGGCAGGGUCAGCAGGGUGAUUCGGAUCGGAACCAGGAAGAGCCAGCUGGCGCGUAUUCAGACGGACAGCGUGGCAGAGAAGCUGAGAGAGCUGUACCCCGAUGUGCACCUGGAGAUAGUUGGCAUGUCAACGACUGGAGACAAAAUCCUGGACACAGCGCUGUCAAAGAUUGGAGAAAAGAGCCUCUUCACCAAGGAACUGGAGAAUGCUCUGGAGAGGAACGAGGUGGACCUGGUAGUGCACUCUCUGAAGGACCUGCCCACUACUCUGCCUCCUGGCUUCACCAUUGGAGCAGUGCUGAAGCGUGAAAACCCACACGAUGCAGUUGUUCUGCACCCGAAGCAUGCUGGGAAAACUCUGGACACUCUACCAGACAAGAGUGUGGUUGGCACCAGCUCACUCCGUCGUGCAGCGCAGUUAAAGAAGCGCUUUCCUCACCUGGAGUUCAGAGACAUCCGGGGGAACCUCAACACUCGGCUGAAGAAGCUGGACGAGAAGGACGAUUUUGCCGCCAUCAUCCUUGCCACUGCAGGCCUGCGUCGUAUGGGCUGGGAGAGCAGAGUCAGCCAGAUCCUGGGCCCAGAUGACUGUAUGUACGCUGUGGGGCAGGGGGCGCUAGCCGUGGAGGUGCGUGCUCGAGACCAUGACAUCCUGGAGAUGGUGUCAGUCCUGCACGACCCUGACACUGUGCUGCGCUGUAUCGCAGAGAGAGCCUUCAUGCGGCACCUGGAAGGAGGCUGUAGUGUGCCUGUUGCUGUGCACACAGAAGUGCGAGACUCCCAGCUCUACCUGACUGGAGCAGUGUACAGUUUGGAUGGAUCAGAGAGCCUGAAGGAGACCAUGCAGACAAGCAUAGAGCAAGACAAUCAGGUGGAAGAGGAAGUGGACGAGAAAGUGCAGCGUGUGGGGGUGACGGCCACCAACGUGUCGCGGGUGGCCCAGGACGCCGCUGAGAAGCUGGGCAUCGACCUGGCCAAGCUGCUGCUCAGCAAAGGAGCCAGAGAGAUCCUGACCGUGGCCCGGCAGCUCAACGAUGCUCGCUAAGCAUUCCUCUGCGCCGCCUCUGCAGCUCGCAGGAGGUCUCCCCCAGCCCAGAGGAGCGGGGCUGACGACUGACUGACAUCCUCCAGCAGGGGACCUGACUCCUCCACACACUGACACUAACCUGACCUUCACUAACUGACCUCUCUCUCUCACUGACCUCCGUGUGUCUGUGGGAUCACUGUGCCUAUAAACUGCAGUCAUUCUGUCUCCCCUUAAGCCUCAGUCUGUCAGGAAGCGCCCCGUAAACCGACCCAGGAAAGCCAAACACGGUCACCUCCCCAGACGCACGCUUGCAGGUGUGACAGACACCACGCAGAAGCCACCCUGGAGCGCGCCUGAUCCCCAGAAUUUCUGCUCCCUUUAAAGCACCAGCCCCCUCAGACCAAGCUAAAACCCUGCCCCAGCACCGGGACCGCCUGCUUUAAGGAAACUAACAGAGAAACUAGCAGGGUAUCUGCACUGGCAAGAGUUUAGGAAUGUUUAGGAGUUUAGGAGUUUAGGAAUGUUUAGGAAUCUACAGGCUGACGAGUUGUAAGCAUUGCUGUUUGUACACUUUCCCUGUGUUGCUGUCACCAGUGUGUCCAGCAUCGAUGAGCCUUUGAUUAUGGUCCCUCUGCUUGACCUGCAUCUCCUGUGUGCAGAAACACCCCCUCCAGGGGCUUAUUUUCACCUGCUUGUAGCUUCUUCCCGAGUGCUAAACAUUAAUGCCCAACCGUCGUUCUAUUAAAAUGUAAAACAAUAUUGGCAAGAGGAGAGGUCCGUUCAUUUCCCACAGAACAGCCCUGCGCACCGAGAACCUGUUUCCCGAAGCAGUAAUACAGCUGUUCUUUCUCCCUCUGUUUCCCAAAGCGAUAAUACAGCUGUUCUUUCUCCCUCUGUUUCCCGAAGCAGUAAUACGACUCUUCUUGGGGGAAAAAGCCCUGCUGUGCUCACACAUUACUGACAUCCCAUCCUUGAUAUCCCUAUUGAAAUCACUGACAGGAAUAACGAUUGUGUGGGAAAAAGACUCGCAGCACAAGGAGAGCAUGACCUCACAUGACCUGCUGAGGACCGCUGGAAACUGAAGUCUUUACUUGAUUUACUUACUUUUACACAGCUUGUGUUUCUGGUUCAUUCAGAGUCACUGAGAGUGAGGCUUUGCUGCGGUGGCUCAGGGGUGUGUGCGAGAGCUCAUCUUUCAGUAGAAAGUGUGGCUGUAAUUUAUGUGUAAGAUGAAGACUGAGAAUAGUGAAAGUGUAACUAAAGGUAAUGCACUACAAAUACCAGUUUUGUGUCAUUUUUACAAACUGACUCCCACCCCAGUAAAAUCAAUGCACCACAAUGGGUUUAGAGUGUAAAUUAUUAGAUCCACCAGGGAAAUUUCACAAAAUGGUUAUGCAAAGCCACAAGACGUAAGCUGUGAUUGGCUGGGAAGUACGCUGUCUGCCCGGCAGUGACGUUUGACUUCCAUGGGCUUUAAAGCAGAGGAAAGCAGCUUUAAGAACUAUACAUACAUGCGACGCUCGGGGGGUGGAAGCAGACCACACCUGGCUGGGAUGGGGAAUCGGCUCCCUGGAGACAGAGCUGCCGGGAAGAACACAAAGGCCGCAGACUCCAGGCCAGUUCAUACGAGGCCAUAUGUUCAAAAGGUUUGAGAAAAAGCUUUUCAAUGUACUGAGACUGCAGCAUAUUAUUAUAAUCUGGAGAACAACAUUCACAUCUGCUUCAUGCCUUAAAUGUGAAAAUGUGAUUUUUGUGCAUUUAGCUUGUCUGCCUUAACUGUUGGUAUGAAACUACUUUGAGUUGU
Molecule: messenger RNA, 3069 nt
Organism: Megalops cyprinoides (Indo-Pacific tarpon)
Lineage: Eukaryota; Metazoa; Chordata; Actinopteri; Elopiformes; Megalopidae
Product: porphobilinogen deaminase-like
Exons: 14
Coding region: 207-1283 (358 amino acids)
Biological process (GO): heme biosynthetic process
Cellular component (GO): cytoplasm
Molecular function (GO): hydroxymethylbilane synthase activity
Source: RefSeq, a predicted model, not a curated record